Messenger RNA from Drosophila grimshawi, 4353 nucleotides. RefSeq names its product rab GTPase-activating protein 1-like (gene GAPcenA). The transcript is spliced from 10 exons. Lineage: Eukaryota; Metazoa; Arthropoda; Insecta; Diptera; Drosophilidae. The record is from RefSeq and is a predicted model, not a curated record. The coding region runs from base 379 to 4038 and encodes 1219 amino acids.
CAAAAAUCUAUACAUAGUACCGUAAAGGAAAAGAGGCAAACUAUUGACCCCAAAUACGACGGCAUUUACGACAUUAGCACCACCCUACAAACUGUGGUUUUUGUGUCAAGCAAACAACACACACAUACUUUCUUACAUAUGCAGCGCAAUUGACGCCCCCCAAACCGACCACCAGCUGAAACGUUCCGAUUCGUCAUCGAUUUGAGGCAAAAGCCAAACAAUGGAGUGGAGGUGCAAUGAAAAUUAAAACAGAACUCUUAAUUGAAAAUUGAAUACAAAUCGAAAUUCGUCUUGCUUAACUGCACGAAUAUGCGCAUUUCGUAAGCAACGCGAAAAUUAUCAAUAUACGCACACUCACACACAUACACCCACUACAUAAUGGAUGAUAAUCUGAGCACAAAAUCCUCGGAGUCUUCGAUUACAACCAGUGGCGAAUACGAGAUUGUGACCGAUAGUAAUGUGGCAACACCUUUGGAACAGGUGGCUCUACCAUCGCCUGCCACCGCCACAGUUGUCGCAAAAGUCUCAGAAUCGUUGAGUGCACUUACUUUGUCCCCGGAUGGAGUUGGCGGGGAUCGUUCGCCCACUCUUGACAUGGCGCACAAUCGCAAUCUGAGCGACAUUCAGCACGAGAUGACGGAUGCCUUGCGCGACCUGGAACUCGAGCGGAGUGCCCUGGCCGCCGCCAAUGUUGCUGCAGCUGAUAAGACGCGUCACCAUCAGCAACAACAGCAACAACAGCCACAACUGCAACAACAACAGCAAACGCGAUCCCAACAUCCACAGCAGAAAUCAUUGACUUUGCCAUUAGCUGGUCGCAAAACACAAACGGAAGCCGGUGGCGAUACUGAGAUGCGUUUCAAAAUCAACUUAUUCUCGCCAAACAAAGUCGGCGAUGAUUCGGAGGAUGCCUCCAACUCGGAGCACAAUCGUGUGGGUCAAUCUGUAUUCUAUGAUUGCAUCGAUGCCAGUCCGGCGUGCAUUGAAGAGAAACAGGAUGCCAUGAAACCCGAUAAAUGCGAUACCACAGAUGAAGAGGUUUCCGAGAUCGAUCAGGGCUGCACUAUCUUUGCUGGUGUGACCUAUUUGGGCGCUGCUAAUAUCAAUGUACCCAAAUCCGAGGCGGAUGUGUAUAGCAUCAUGAACGAACUUAACAGCGGCUCCAAAUCGGUGGGCCUCAAGAUUACCGUCAGCAUUCCCAAUUGUUCCGAUGGUCUAGUCGUUCUGCACGAUGCGGAGAGCAAUACGAUUAUUGCCUCAUAUGAAAUAUCGAGCAUUAUAUUGUACUAUCGGGGCCCCGUUGAUACCAGUGAGAAUGGAUGCUUUGCGUUCACGUGGCUGCACGGAGAUGCGCUGUUCCAAUGCCAUGUAUUCCGUUGCCAUAUUCCCGAAGCAGUGAAUCAAGUGAGCGCGUGCUUCCAGAAGGCAUUCCAAACGUAUGCGCCCAGCAUGAGCUGCAGUCUCACUUCAGCUGUUGAUAUGGCCAAUUCGGUGACAUCCGACGUAAGCGGCAAUCCGCUGAAUACCGCUGGCUAUGAGUUCAUUGUAUCGCUGGAGAUACGCGAAAAGUUGGCAAACAAUACGUAUGCGGUUGUGCCACGGGACCGUGGCUGCUUCAAGCUGCGUGCCAAUACGGACAAGCGGGUGUGCAUUACCGUCAAGCAGACGCCAUCAAAUGUACUCCAGCCACUGUAUAUUGAACGCUGCUUUGGCGUACUCGUUGCACCCGGCAAGCUCGUUGUACAGAAGGAUAUGCAUCUCAUAGAUUUGAUCAAAAUGGGCUAUGUGCCCGCCACCCAGGGCACUGCUGGCAUUGAGCCGGAUUCAAGCAGCGCCUGUCUUAGUGCGUAUGCAAUAAGCGCCCAGUGGGAGUCGCAGGAGAAAGCCUUCGAACAACUGAAUCAAGAAACGUCCAAAACCAAUCUUACUGUUGCCGUCGACAUUGUGAUUCGCGGCAUACAGGAACCUGUGCGCUUCGUCAUUGAGACACCUGUGACCAUUCAGUCGGAGGGAUCAUUCAGAGAUCACUUCAUGUCAAAGAGGCCGAUGACAUUGCGCUUCUAUUUGCAUCUGAAGCGCACCGAUGAACUCAACUGGAAGGUGAACAGCAUUGAUCCCUCCGAGGAGAUUAACGAGCAGCAAAGCGGACAGCAGGGAUCCUCCCUAAUUAAACUGGGCAUUAAUAAUCUAUCGCGGAUUGUGCGCAGCUCGUCCAUUGCCUCCAUUGAGGAUGAUUACCCCUCAGACUACAGCAGCGAUGGCGAUGAGCCGUUGCUCAGCGGUACCGGUGAAGUCUCCAAGGAUUGCUCGCAGGACACACUCAAUGAAUGGGAUCCCAUUGUGCGCGAAUGGGAUAGUGAGAAGCGGCCCAAAAACCUCGCCGCCCUAGUGCGUCUAGGUGUGCCAGAGGCGCUGCGCGGAAAUAUUUGGCAGAAGUUGGCCAAUGUGGAGCGCAAGGUUGAAAUGAAUGACAUGUACAAGGUUCUUAUUACCAAGGAAACCAAAUGCGAGACAGUUAUUCAGCGUGACAUACAUCGCACCUUUCCGGCGCACCAAUGCUUCAAGGAGACAGGCGGCUCUGGUCAGGAUGCUCUCUUCAAAGUAUCCAAAGCAUAUGCCGUCCACGAUAGCGAGGUCGGCUAUUGCCAGGGCCUCAGUUUCAUAGCAGCCAGCCUGCUUUUGCAUAUGCCCGAGGAGGAUGCUUUCUGUGUGCUCGUUUCUCUGAUGUACGACUACGGACUGCGUGAUCUCUACAAGAGUGGCUUUGAGGUGCUCUACUUGCGCCUCUAUCAGCUGGAGCGUCUCAUAAAGGAUCAGUUGCCACGGCUGCAUGAACAUUUCACAGCCUGUGGCAUUGAGACGCACAUGUAUGCUUCGCAGUGGUUCCUCACACUCUACACGGCACGUUUUCCGCUCUGCUUCGUAUUCCAUGUGCUCGACGUAUUCCUGCUGGACGGUUUGCCAGUGCUCUUUCAGGUAGCGUUGACAUUGCUGUCGAUCUGUGAGUCAGAUUUGCGUCAACUGGAUUUCGAGGGCAUACUCAAGUAUUUUCGGGUGACUCUGCCCAAGAAGUGCCGCAGUUCCAACAAGGCGCUUAAGGUUAUGAAACAGGCGUGUGAGCGCAAAAUCAAGAAGCUGAAGCAGUACGAAGAGGAGUUUCUACUCAAGAAACAGCACAAGGAGCGCCUGGAUAAGGAGGCGAAAAUCUAUGAGAGUCGCUUUGGGGAGGAGCGACGCAAACUUCAGUCAGAGAUUGACUCGCUCAUGCAGCAGCUGACCAUUGCCAAUGAGCGGGCCGUGGAUAAGGAAAAGAAGCACACAGGCAUCAUACAGGAAUACAAACAGAUCAUUCAGCGGCAUGAGCAGGGAAUGAACUCGCUCAACGAAACAUUGGGCAAGGUUAUGCAAACGGUUUCCAAGUGCUCGCACUGCUUGCAGCAGAUCGAAGUGGGCAAUGACAAUGCCAAGCAGGAGCAGCUGGACACAGCCAAAAGGCAUUCGCAUCCACUGCGCAAUGCGAAUAAGAUGCCACUGGGUCCAUUGGAUCCACUCAAUAUCGCCUCGCAGCGCAUACGCGAACUGGAGCUGGAGCUUGCGCAGGCCAAGUUGGCUCAAGUUGAAGCCGAGUGCAAGAAUCAGGACUUGAAUCAUCAGCUCAACAAUACACUCAGUGAGCUGCAGUCCAAUCGUAACAGCUGGCAGCCGUGGCUUUCCAAGACCUUCAAUUCGCUACAGGAGAAGGUGACUACACGUGGCGGAGGUGGCACACAUCGCGGUGAUCAUCCCGUUCCCACAUUCCAGUCGUACAUGGGCCAGGCACCAGCCACAGUCAGUGAGGCGAGUUCGCCCAGCGCCAAUCAGGAGUACAAAACAUUUGCAUUUGCAUCUGUUGGCGGCUCCCCCAAAUUGCCGACUAAAUUUCAGGCCACCAAGCUGCGGAACAGCAUCGAUAGUUUGCGUAAUAUUGUUGUCCCGCUGGAGACGGGCAAAUCGCUGCUCGCCGAGAAUCUCAAACAUCAACUGCAAUCGCAGCCAUAGAUACACAUAUAGAUAUCAAUAUCUAUCUAUAUGUAUAUGUAGAACGAUCUGGCUAGCAGACAGUCCUACGCCUUUGGUAUUAUGUAUCGUAUUCGUCUAUAUUUAUAUACAGUAUAUACAAAUAUAGUCUACACACACACGUAUAUGUACUUAAAUAAUAUGCAUUCCUUGGUUUCUAUAAUGAACAUUUUUUGUUUACUUUUGCACCUAAACGCACCUAGGCUUGUCCAACUGUAAGUUGCCUGUGCAUACAGUUUGGCAUACACUGCAUAAGCCCAAAAGAAAAAACGCUAAAAACUUAUACAAUAAACAUAU